Messenger RNA from Lucilia sericata (common green bottle fly), 8194 nucleotides. Its product is annotated as histone-lysine N-methyltransferase 2D-like. Gene Ontology annotation, cellular component: nucleus. NCBI's taxonomy places the organism in Eukaryota, Metazoa, Arthropoda, Insecta, Diptera, Calliphoridae. The record is from RefSeq and is a predicted model, not a curated record. Gene Ontology annotation, biological process: positive regulation of transcription initiation by RNA polymerase II.
GUGCAUAUAUGGAAAAUAAAAUAAUUGCAUAAUAUUGUGAUAAUAAGUGUAUGGCAGUGAAAUAAGUUUGUAAGAAAAGAAAAAUUUUCUAUUCUAUGUGUGAUUGACUGUCCGGCGGCGGCAGAAGUAGAAAAGAAGAAAAAAAAAAACACGCUCAGUGACAACAACAAAGAAAAAAAGUUGAAAAAUUGUCUUAAAUGUUUAUAAAACAUGGAAAACUUAAAAAUAAGUGAUAAUUUAUUUGCAAAUAUACGUUAUUUUGUUGUGGGCAAUUUGGAUGAGGAGGUCGAGCAAUUACUUAAAAAUGGAGGUGCUCAAUCGAAAAUCUUCCUUUCGGAUUUGGUUACCCAUCUCAUUUGUGCUCCAAAUUAUACCGAAGAAGAGCUGGUUAUGAAUUUAGAUCUCUACACGGUAAUACCCGUAACCGAACAAUGGAUUAUACAUAGUGCUAAAUUGGGACGUUUGGCGUCCACCAAAGCCUUUGAUCCCAGUGAAGCACGUUUAAUGAAAAACAUUUCCGCUGCCAUAGUUAAUGUAGCACCCAGUGAUCGUAAACGUUUAUAUGCCAUGUUAACCUAUCAUGGUGCCCAGGUAACUUCCAAUUUUAGUGGUAAUAAUACCCAUCUAAUAGCGGGCAUGGCAAUGGGUCCUGUUUAUACAAAAGCCAGUGCUUUGCCCAAGGGUAGUAUGAAUAUUGUAACACCCGAUUGGGUGGUGGAAUGUUUAAGACAAAAGAAACUAUUACCAUGUGAUAUUUAUCAUCCGAGAUUGCUGAAAGUGAUAGAAAGACCAAAAUUAUCAUUGCCCCCGAUAACAGCAACUGCGCCAGCAAAUACUAGCAGCAACACAGCCAUGAAUAAUCCCACAAAACCUAUACAACCCACACCACCGCCACUAAUCACACCUACCACAACACAGCAACAACAACAGCAGCAGCAACAAUUAACACCGACUCAUACACCACAACCCACACAGCCUACAGUUGAACAGACAUUAUCCAACAUUUUAGGUUUCGAUGAUGAUCCUUUAUUAGAUAAAGCCACAGAAUCAUCUACUUCCGUCACCUCUCUAGAUGCUGCCCAAAGUAUUGCGAAUAUAAAGUCACAAUUACAAGCAGCUGCUGUACAAAUAACUGCCGCCAAAGAUGUUAAGACUGCAACUAGUUCAACCGCAACUACCUCCUCAUCUAUAGCAUUAUCAGCAUCAUCAUCAUCAACAUCCAUAAGCACACCCACCACUCCCAAACAUGAGAUACCAUCAACAGCUACAACUUCACCGUUUGCCGGAAAUAUGACUGCUAUGGAAUCAACAACAAGUAAUUUACAACAAUCGCCUUUGCAACAACAGCAGCAGUUGCCUUUGCAGCAACAACAACCACAACAACAAAUGCAAACUUUAACACAGCAACAAUCAUUAACACAAACACAGAUUUUACCCCAACAACAACAACAACAAAAUUUAGCACAACAGCAGCAAACUCUACCCACACAACAACAACAAAUUCUACAGCAACAGCAGCAUCAACAACAACAAUCACAAAUAGUUUUUGUUAGACCUCGUAGUUUAAAUCAACAGCAACAACAGCAGCAGUUGCAGCAGCAACAACAACAACAACCACCCCAGCAAUUAUUAGCUGGACCCACAACUGCUCAGAGCUUGGGUAUGUUUUCUUCAGUGCCACCACAAAUCAUUCUGCAACAAAAAGUCAUACCCAAUGUGGCCAAUUUACAGAUACAGCAACAACAAACUCUUUCCCAACUACAACAUCAGCAACAACAGCAGCAGCAACAACAGCAAAAUAUACAACUCCAGCAUCAAUUAAUGCAACAACCCAGAACACCACAAACCCCCACCUCUUCAAAUACUCCUCUACUAGAAUCACGUACUCCCACACCUACCGGCACACCACAGCCACCCAGAACACCACAACCAAACAGUGGCAGACAAACGCCACAGGCACCCAGAACACCCUCUACCACACCACAACCCCAACAACAAAUGCUAGGACAAUCCCCGCAGCAUAGUGUACAACAAAUACAAAUGUCACCUUCACAUCAAGCUGCACACAACAAUACCCCACAACAACAACAACAGCCUAGUCCACAAUCCCAACAAAUGCAACAGAAUCAACAACCACAACAACAGCCCCAACAACAAACCAUAACCAUGUCACCCCAGAUGCUGCAUCAACACAUCCUUAGACAACAGCAAAAUUUGCAACAGCAACAACAACAAUUACAGCAACAAAUACAAAACGGUCAAAGUUUAUCACCACACCAACAGGCACUCCAACGACAAAUACAACAUCAACAACAACAGCUAAUGCAACAGCAAUUACAAUUGCAACAACAGCAGCAGCAGCAGCAACAACAACAACAACAGCAGCAACAAUUACAAAUGCAGCAGCAAUCACCUCGAAUGCAGCAAAAUCCCUCUCCUGCUCCCCAAGCUCCUUCACCAUCUUUGAGUAACAAUACACCCUCAACUGGUAGUGGUCUCGCUCACGCUAUGAUGCCACCACAAUCACCAAGACAAUUACAAUCCCCUGCACCACAAAUGACACCACCACCGCCUCCUCAAUCACCUGGAGCGGUUGUUGGUAUGCAAACGCAAAGUACCCUUUUGUCGCAGCAACAAUUGAGACAGCAAUUGCAGCAAGGUAGACAGCCGCAACAAAGGCAACAGCAGUCUCCACAACACUUAAUGUCCCCCCAACCCUUCCAACAGCCCCAACGAGUCCAACUACAAAUGCAGCAGAUGCAACAGCAGCAACAACAGCAGCAGCAACAAUCUCCCCAACAUAGGGCCUCUCCAUCGGCACCACCAUCUCCGCAACUACAUCAACAACAAUCUAAAUUGAUCUCAAAUCAAAAACCCAUUGAUCCUACAGACCCAGUACAAGUGGCUCAGAUAUUAAGUCGUUCAGCACCAAGUCCAAAUCAUGAGUCACUCAUUAUGAGAACACAACAGUUAAAACAACAGCAAUUGCAACAACAACAGCAGCAGCAACAACAACAACAACAGCAACAACAACUAAUAACAAGUCCUGUAAGUCAACAACAGAGUAGUGGUGGUGUUCAACAACAGCAACAACAACAGGGAAAUGCUGCUCAAAGACAAGUGAUUAAUACUUCAACAGCUCAGGGUCAACAAAUUAUACAAAGUCAUAUGAUGAAUAUUCAUCAACAACAGCAACAGCAGCAACAACAAAAACAGCAAAUGGUACAAUUACAGCAACAACAACAGCAACAGAUUUUGCAGCAAAAAACUGGUUUAAUAUCACCUCAACAGCAGCAACAGCAACCAACACAGAUACAACAACAAGUUUAAUACCACAACAACAGCAGCAGCAACAGUUACAACAACAGCAACAAUUGCAACAGCAGCAACAAACUUUGGCAAACAACCCAACCAACAGCAAUUACAAUUUGCCAGUCCCACGUCCGCUCCCCAACAACAGCAACACAUGCUUCUAAUAUCAGCACAGUAACAGGCCCCGGAGGUGUUAGAAUUAUACAACAAACUAUACAAGCACAACCGGGUUUCCCGGGCGCACAACAACCCCAACAACAACAAACACAACAAAUUUUGCAACAGCGCCAAACUCAAUUGCAACAGCAACCACAAAUACAACAGCAAAUCAUAACACAACAACAAUUGCAAAGUCCUCAACAACAACAACAACAAACGGGACAAUUGCAGCAGGUACUUAACGCCAAUGUGGGUGUGGCUCAAACUCCUCAAACACCCAAUAAGCCGAAAUAUAUUAUUAGCCAGCAGCAAUUUAAUCAGUUAACACCCCAACAACAGCAACAGAUUUUACAGCAAAAUCAACAAAAUCAAAACUUUUUCAUAGUUAAUCAAACAAACGUAACACAACAGCAGCAGCAGCAGCAACAACAGCAGCAGCAGCAGCAUCAACAACAAGUAGGACAACAACAAAUUAUACAGCAGGUGGCACAAAAUCCCAAUCAACUUAUCAAACAACAACAGCAGCAACCACCUCCUUUAUAUGCUCAAAGGCAACAGCAGCAACCACAAACACAACAGCAAUUAUUAGAUUUGGAGGGUAAUCUAUUACAAUCUCCUCAGCAGCAGCAGCAACAACAACAACAGCAGCAACGUAUCUUAUUGCAGCAGCAACAGCAAACACCCAAUGUUUCCCCUCAACAACAGCAGCAGCAAAUUGUUAUUAAUCAACAGAUAAUUAAUAAUCCUCAACGUUUGCAAUAUUUGCAACAGCAACAACAAUUACAGUUUCAGCAAAAACAACAAAUGCAGCAACAGCAGCAAGCUCCCAAUGCUAUUGUUGUAGGACCUCAACAACAACCAGUGCAACAGCAAAUAGUACAACAACAAAUAUUGCAACAAAGUCCUCAACAGCAACCACAACAGCAACCAAUUAUCAUACAACAAACCAUACCACAGCAACUAGUGCAAGGACAACAGCAACAACAAUCCAUACUACAAAGUCCCCAACAGCAGCAACAACAACAAAACCAACAGCAACAACAACAAAUUAUCUUACCACAACAACAACAGCAGCAGCAACAACAGCCCUUACAGCAAACAGUUUUAAUACAACAACAGCAAUUAAACCAACAAACUCCCACUCCACAAUCUCCUCAACAGCAGCAGCAACAGCUAACACAACAGCAUCAACAACAAAUUCUAAUACAACAAGAAUCUCCUCAGCAGCAAACACAGCCACAACAAACACAUUGGUCUCCACAAAGUCCGGCUCAGCAGCAACAACAGCAACAACAACCAGGAACCCCAGGCUCCAUAACCGGCCUACAAUCCCCCCUGCAGGGACAACAAUCACAAAUUCAACAAAUCAUACCACAGCAACAACAACCCCAGCAGCAACAGCCACAAUUCAUACGUACAGUACGCCCUGCUGGACAGUGGCAACAACAAGGUCUACCACCUGGCACUCCUCAACCACAAAGACAACUCAUACAGCUGGACGAUAAAACCCAUGCUCAUUUCAUGUCUCUGGAUCCCAUUAAAACGCUGAAUACAUUUCAAAAACUACAGCAAUCUAAACAAAGGGUAAUGGUUAGACAACAAGUGGCCUAUCAGCCUAGACCAGGAGCUCCCAAUGUAGUAGCCAGUGCUCUAGGUACAACACCCCGACCUGCUGGUCCCACCACACAACACAUCAUAGUUCAAAGUCAAAUGCCGGCAGGUCUAACGCACAAACCAAUGCAAUGGUUACAGCAGCAACAAAGACAGGUUGUGGUUAGAACAGCGGGAAAUCGAGCUCCUGGUCUUACACCCAUUGCUCAGCAACAAGUUAUUACUGCUGGUGGUACUCCGGUCAGUAUAACACAACAACAAUUACAACAACAGCAGCAGCAACACAAUGUUCAACAGCAGGUGUUUAACCCCAAUGAUCCCAAUCAACAGAUGUUGUUGCAAAGACAACAGCUAAGAGUACAAUUGGCAACAGCAAACAACAACAACAACAACGUUAUAGAGCAGCAAACUAUAAUACACUCACAGCCGGCGGGGGCUCAACAGAUUGGCCAGACUAUACAAGGACAACAAGGUACGGGCAAUAUAAUUACUGCCUUAGCUCCACAAACAGUACUCAUGCCCAAUCAAGGCACUGCUACCAUGGAUGGUCAACAGCUGCAGCAGCAACAACAGCCCGGUAAUCUGCAACAAACACAACAACAAAUGAAUUUGAAAACUAAAACGGCCCUUGCCAACAUGUUAAGCAAUCGUUUGGGUGGAAGCAGCAAUGCUAUGCAGAUGCAAACGCAAAUUGCUGGCGUACAGCAACAGACGCUAGUGCAACAACAAAUACAAAUGCAAGAUCCUAACCAGCAGCAACAGACAAUUAGCAGGACCUCAACAGUUGCAGCAGCAACAAAACAGCAGCAGCAGCAGACGCAGCAGCAAUUGUUAAUGGGUCAACAACAACAACAACAGCAGCAACAAUUAAACCAACAGGGCGUAAUGAAUGCUAUGCAAACCCAACAACAACAGCAAGUAGUGGAGGCUAGUGCUGCUGGCACUUUGCGCAUGAUGACUCAACAGCAUAAUGCUGCUUCUUUGCAGCAACCUGCACAACAAGUUGGUGCUACGACUGCUGGUGCUACUGUUUCUAGUGUUGUGGGAGUUCCACGCACUCAGCAGGAACUAUUGCUACUACAGCAGCAACAACAGCAACAGCAGCAACAACAAAUGCGUAGACCCAUUUUACAGACCCAAAUGUCGGCCACAGGUCCAGUAGCUGUUAACAAUAUUAUUGCCGCUGGUGUACCACCACAACAGGCUGUGCAACAACAGCAGCAACAACAAGCUGUGCAGCAGCAACAACAGAUUGUUCAACAACAAUUGGUAGUUGCUGCUGCCGCUCCUGGCAGUGGUGGUGGUGCAAUUCAGCAGCAAGUGGUAGCAGCUCCUGGAACUGCUGUACCCGCUGGUGUUAUGACACCAGCCGGCUAUGUACACCAGGGCCGGGUUACUCAACUGCCCAUGCCGCCACGUCCUCAAUUCUACGGUCAUAAUCCAAAUUUAAAACUGCCACCUGAUCUAUUCCUAGUCGGCUGCACUUUUUACAUAGUAGAGGAAUAUGAAGAAACCGAUGGUGAAGAAUUACCUAUAUGGAUGGAAACUAUUAGACAAUUUGGUGGUGAUAUAGAAAAGAACUAUUGUCCACGUGUUACCCAUGUCCUGUGUCGCACCCAAAGACAUGGUGUUGUCAUGCAGGCUCUACGCGAUGCUAAACGUUGCAUUACCGCUUACUGGUUAAGUGAUAUUUGUCUGAAGAAACAAUUACCACCCUGGCAACCUCUUCAUCUACCCUUUCCCUCACAGUUUGGCUAUCAGAAACCGCUGGAACGGCAUAUCAUAGCUGCCAAUGGUUAUGAACCCGAAGAGGAACAUCGUAUUAAACAAAUGGUCCAAGAGUGUGGCGCUAUUUAUACUUCUUAUUUAUCCAAAUUACAUACCGUCUUGGUGUGUAAAAAACUGGAGGGUGAAAUGUUUAAUGCAGCCAAAGAAUGGAAUAUACCGGUGGUCAAUUCUUUGUGGUUGAGUGAUAUCACAAUAGGCAAUUUGAGUUCAAUGUCACAGUAUGACAAUCAAAAGUAUCAACAGUAUAAUAUAACACCGCCAUUCCGUAUUGAUUAUGGUCUGGUGCCGCAUUUGAUGGCUGCCUGGAAAGCUCCCAUCAAUCUUACCCAAGAUGCACAUGAACGUGUUAAACGAUAUUUGGCCGAUCCCUAUUAUGAAAAGGCCAAAAGACAAAAGAUUUCACCCUAUCAAGAAGAAUUACCCGAAACCAUAGUCUGUGUGGAAUAUCCACAAACUGCUAAACCGCCAAAAGUAUUAUUUUCACAAGUAGCUGAUCCGGAAUCACUCAAAAAGGCUGUACUAUCUCUGGGCGGUAUUGUGGUAGACAAUCCCUCGGACGCCACCUACUUGGUAAUGACUUGUGAAAGUCGUACCUGUAAACUUAUACAAGCGGUGUGUCAUGUUGAUUAUGUUCUCAAAUCCCAAUGGGUUGUGGAGAGUGCUAAAGCGGGCAAAUUUCUACCUCCCGAAAACUAUAAAAUACAAUAUAUACCUGUAGAUGAAAAUCUUAAAUUCCAUUUGGACACGGUAUUACAGUCUAACACACGUUCUACUUUAUUUGCCGGUCGCUAUUUCUAUGUUACACCCGAUGUUUUCCCUGCUCGUUCCGAAGUAGUACGCAUGAUUGAAUCCUCGGGCGGUAAGGUAGAAGAGAAACGUCGCUCUUCCCAGGCUAUAGCAGAAACACAUAACCAAUCCCCCGAAUCUUAUAUAAUAGUAACAUGUCCCAAUGACAUGCAUUUAUGUGUGGAUCUAACACGUUUUGGUAAUCCCAAAUGUCCCAUAGUAUCGACUGAAUUUGUUAUGAGUUCUAUACUUAAGCAGACGCUUGAAAUAGAACCGCAUAUUAUACCCUAUCUGUACAAUAACAAUAAUAAUAUUAAUUAUGGUGGUAAUAAAGCUUCAUCCAAAUAGCCUUUGCUAACAGCCACACAAGAAGCAGAAGAUCCACAUGAAUUUGAAACUAUUAGCGAGUUAUUUUUGCAAAAAUAUUUAGAUUUGGAACCACUAAUGGAAACAUUUUAUUCCUAGAGAAUAAAAGAACCGAAAACCAUGUACAUUUAUCAUUUCAUUUAUACAUUUUUUUUUCGCAUUCACAAACAUU